Molecule: messenger RNA, 1050 nt
Organism: Lentinula edodes (shiitake mushroom)
Lineage: Eukaryota; Fungi; Basidiomycota; Agaricomycetes; Agaricales; Omphalotaceae
Exons: 5
Coding region: 1-1050 (349 amino acids)
Source: RefSeq, a predicted model, not a curated record
AUGGAUGGACCAAAUGUCUACAUCAUGCAGAGGCAGGUCCUCGGUAGUGUUCUCGGGGGUGUGGGAAGUGUCGUUUCCGGCCUAGGAAGCGGAAUCAACUCUGCAGUGAGUGGGGUGGGUGCAGGGGUAACUUCUGGUUUGGGAGAAAUCACUAGUGCAGUUCUCCCUACUAUUACUACUCCGACCUCCACUUCAGCUACUUCUUCCUCUACGUCCGUUUCAAGUACUCCUACUUUUUCAUCAUCAUCAACAAUAACAUCCACCUCCUCAACAAUAACACCAACAUCUUCGACGAUUACGUCUCGCUCUACUUCGUCUUCCGUUGCAUCUUCGAGUAGUCCCACAACGACGUCGUCAUCUUCUACUGACAUUCUUUCCUCGUCGGCUUCUAUCUACACCUCGACAUCAGACGGUGUCAGAGAAACGAUCACUGCAUUUGUGACACCGUCAGCUUCUCCGAGUCCUAGUCAAAGUCCUGUCAGCAGCACUAACGGAUUCUUGAACAACAAGCCACUCGAGGGCUUUGUAUUCGCCUUGUGCGGAAUUGUUGGUAUUGUUAUUCUCUGCCUAGUGACUACGUUCGCGCUUCGCCGCUCCCAGAGGAAGAGGAUGCUCAAUGAAGCGUUGUCUUACGAACCCACUACUACACACGGCUACACUGGCCAUACAGAUCGAGAUGUAAAUGAGAAGAUUCGCGCAAGUUACAGCUCGGCCGGGAGUUCAAGCAAUGGAUUAGGACCGCCUCAUUCUAACGGAUCCGCGAUUGCUGGCGGAUACUAUAGCGCGCCAGGCAUGGCUCCGCAGGCAGCUCAUCAGUAUGAACGCGAGUAUCCCGCUUACGCACCUCGGUCACCGAAUCCCGCCUACGAUAAUUCCCGUUCUCAUGGUCCAUCUUACAACUACAAUAUGAGCGGGGCCCCUGUCAUGGCUGGCUACAUUCCUCCUGCUCAGCCUGCCUUUAUUCAACCUAUCCUGGCGACAAAUAGCUCCAGGGUGCCGGUGCCCGCGAUGUCUCCUGAUCCUACUGCUGCUACUGAAUCUGCGGUUUGA